This is a messenger RNA of Eufriesea mexicana, 1644 nucleotides long. Its product is annotated as coiled-coil domain-containing protein 63. The record is from RefSeq and is a predicted model, not a curated record. The transcript is spliced from 6 exons. The coding region runs from base 1 to 1644 and encodes 547 amino acids. NCBI's taxonomy places the organism in Eukaryota, Metazoa, Arthropoda, Insecta, Hymenoptera, Apidae.
AUGGCACACAAACUGCAACACGUACCGGACGAGGUAGAGCUUGAGAUGAUAUCUCAGGCCGAGCUUUCGAGACUGAAAAGGCAGUAUAGGAUAAUGGAAAAUGACCGAGGUGCUUGCGUAGAGGAUGCAAAAUUACAAAUCCGCAAUCAAAUGAACAUGAUUAAUCGUUUGGAGUAUGAAAAGGCAGAGCUCGUUCUUCGUAUUAAAACCGCAUCUUCGAAAACGUUUACUCGUAAAGACGAGGAAAUGGAGGAAAAGCUGAAGUGUCUUUUGACGAUGCAGACAAAAUACGACGAAUUGAUAAGAACAGAGAAACUGGAAAUAGCAGAGCUCGAUAACGAAAUUCGCAAGUUAUCAAAAGAAGUUUCAUCUCUGAAAAUGAAAGUUAGGACAGACACGCAGCUAAAAGAAUUGUCUUUGCGGCAAACCAAGAUAAGUCGUAUGCUGGAAAAUCGGCUGGAAGUAGCAACGAAAAGAUUCAACGUUGCUGUUGCUCAAAAUAUGAAGUUUCGAGACGAAAUCGAAGAUAUGCUGAAGGAAAGGACGCAGUUUACCACGCUUUGGAAUAAAUUAAUUAAUCAAUUGAACACUGGAAAGCAAGUUAUCAAUGACUUGAUAGAGCAAGCUACCAUCGCGUUCAAUCAAAGGGACGAGGAACUGAACAAGAUCCAGGCUCUUCGCGAAAGGGGAUUAAGAGAUCUAAAGGCACACGUCUCCGAGAUGUGCGAGUUGCAGAGAACAAUGGACAAUGAAAUGAAGCUGCAAGAAUUCCUCGGUGUAAAAGGACAGUAUCGUGAAAUGACCGAUUUGAACGCUAAACGUGCUGCCGAGAAGAAAGCGAGAGUAGAAGAAAAGCAAAAUAAGAUUACAUCUUAUAAGAGCAUUUUACAAUUGAUUAAAGACUUUACUGGUGAACAAGACGUCGAUAAACUUAUAGCACAUUUCGUCAAGCAAGAGGAAGAGAAUUUCGCUUUGUUCAGUUAUGUGAAUGAAUUAAACGAUGAACUGGAGUGUCUCCAGGCGAGAAUGGCUCACUUAACAGCAGCUAUAGAAGAAGCACAAGUUAUGAAUGACCAUACUAAACAUCAACAAACUGAGACAUUAGAGAAACUCAAAAGAGAGCUUGAAGAGCAAACCGCUCUCGCUGAUGCUGCAGAAGAAAAUCUGUCACAGUGCGAUGACGUGAUAGAGAAGCUACUGAAAGGAAUAGAUUCUCUCUUUAAAGCAAUUCGUUGUGACAAUUCUCCAAUUUUACAACUGUUAGGCGAUAAUGAACAAAUAACAAUGAGUAACGUCAUGAUGUACUUGGGAAUCAUUGAGAAACGUAUCACGCAAAUGUUCCAUAAAGUGUAUUGGCUAGAUAGAGCCACCAAAACGCAACAUUUGCGGCUCGAUGAAGACAGAAGACCCAGAUUGAAAGUGCCUCCUAUUGAAUAUAUUGCCCCCACCCAACCUUGCGCCUUAUGCAUCGAAAAAGAAGAAUUGCAAAUCGUAUCCGAAGGUUUGGAACACCCAUUGACACGUGAUGAAGCUACCAAAAAGUUAAAACAAAGACUCGAGGAAGAUUACUCUGAACUCUUGCAUAAUAUAUCUGGUUGUCAUUUGCCAGCAGCUAGAAAAGUCAUACAAAAACGAUAUCAAUAA